Eucalyptus grandis is the source of this 1720-nucleotide messenger RNA. RefSeq lists its product as uncharacterized. Bases 1 to 1470 code for a protein of 489 amino acids. Gene Ontology annotation, molecular function: nucleic acid binding; RNA-DNA hybrid ribonuclease activity. The transcript has 3 exons. The record is from RefSeq and is a predicted model, not a curated record. Lineage: Eukaryota; Viridiplantae; Streptophyta; Magnoliopsida; Myrtales; Myrtaceae.
AUGAAUGGUGCUGUUGAUAUAGUAUGCAGUAGACCUCUUCCAUUCUCAUGUAGCCAUUCAUGGUGCUAUCGUAGUGGAUUCCACCACAUGUGUGCUUGCUCCCACACAGACCCUGCACAGUGGCAACCUCGUGUUCUUUGUCAUAGAUCAUCCUUUGUCUUGAUAGAAUUGGAUGCGGUUGACUACAUAUUUAUUGCGGGAUUGCAAAGUGAAUACUUCCUGUGGGGAAUCUUCCACAGUGCUAAGAGUACUCUUGCUUGUAAAAGUCUGCAUGAGGAGCUCAAUGUCCAUCCACCUCUUUCUGUUGUGGACCACUCAAAUAAUGGUCAUCCCAUUAGCGACAAGAGCAGCACAAUUGACAGUAUUACUGGUAUUGAUGAACUCUCAAGAAAUGCUUCCAACGGGGGCAGUAUAAGCCAUGAAGAAGGAACUAUAGAUGAGAUUGCUUUGCCUAGGACAGACUUUGUGGAAAGCUUUCAGGAACAUGCCCAAGAUGUGGUCAUGGAUCCAGCGGCAGCUAACUAUACCUGUUCGUCACUCAUUGAAACCGCAUUGAACGUCAAAAUAGAAGAUACAUGUUCUGAAUUGGUUGGUUCAUCCGGUGGAGUGGAAACCCCAAAACAAUCAAAUCAGCAAGUGAAUUUUGAAGUCCAAGAGAUCACAUCAGAUAAGCAUGACAUCGUCAAAAGGAGUUCAAAACUACUGUCUAAGAUAGAGAAACCAGAUAAAAAGGUUGGUUUGCCAAAACAAGGCUGCUCAUUUAGGAAUUGGGUCAAGCUGAACACCAGUGGAAUCACCGGAGGAAGCACAGGUUCUUCUGGAGCCGGUGGAGUGGAAGCCCCAAAACAAUCAGAUCAGCAAGUGAAAGUUGAAGUCCAAGAGAUCACAUCAAAUAAGCAUGACGUCGUCGAAAGGAGUCCAAAACUACUGCCUAAGAUAGAGAAACCCAAUGAAAAGGUUGGUUUGCCGGAACAAAGCUGUUCAUUUAGGAAUUGGGUCAAGCUGAACACCAGUGGAAUCACCAGAGGAAGCACAGGUUCUGCUGGAGUUGGUGGAACAGUGCACACCUCAUCUGGGAAAUGGGUGUUGGGUUAUAGCUUUCAGCUGGGUAAGUGGAGUAGUUUGGCAGCAGACUUGUGGGCUAUCUUUCAAGGUUUGAAUUUGGUUUGGGACAGAAACUACAGGAAGGUUCUGGUGCUGUCGGACUCUUACCCGGCAUUAAACUCUUUGAAGACAGCUCCUCAGGCAAGCGAUCCUAACAAAGAUCUUAUCCAAUGUUGCCGAGAACUUAUCUUACGCAAUUGGGAAUGCAACGUGAGUCACAUAAGCCGAGAAAAGAAUGCUGCUGCCGCAUGGUUGGCAGACCAUUCACAACUUUAUCCUAUGGGGCUCACUGAAUUAGACGAGCCCCCUCAGGAAUUAGCUCAUAUUUUGAAGAACCAGGACAACGGGAUCUCCCCGCCAAGUUGAUCGUUUGGCCCCGGGUUGCUCCGGUCGAGAAGCACAAAAAGAAACUACUAACCAACACCUCCCUGACUUCUCAAGGACUAGGUAAUUCUCAAACGUCUCUUGGUUUUUUGUAUAGCUCUAGGUAUCGUACAGCUGAUUUCAGGUGCUAGGAAAUUACCAUUUGUAAAUAUACCGAUCAUCACCUGCUUUAGUGGAGGCUUGGAAGUGACAACUAUGACAUUGUUGUCCAAAACAAAUUCCGCAUCGUUCA